Molecule: messenger RNA, 1635 nt
Organism: Hypomesus transpacificus
Lineage: Eukaryota; Metazoa; Chordata; Actinopteri; Osmeriformes; Osmeridae
Product: heme-binding protein 1-like
Exons: 5
Coding region: 578-1426 (282 amino acids)
Source: RefSeq, a predicted model, not a curated record
GAAACUUGCAAAGGCUCUUCCAUGAACAUCAUCAUGAACAUGAUAACAUCAGUGGACCAGAAGUAGUAGUGUGCAGUAUCGGAGCAUGUCAAGCCUACUUCCUUUUUUAAGUGUAGGCUAGUUCUUAUUACGCGGGGGGGUAUCUGGAGCUCCAGAUACUCUCCGCCAAGAGACCCGCCCUCCUCUGACACUGAUUGGCCGUGACCCUGAAACAAACCGAUCAAACCAACGAUGGCAGCGAGUAUUACCCAAUCAGGGGAAGAAUAGGACGAGUCUUCAUGCGGGUGGGAUGAUUUGCAUGGGAUGCUGCGUUGAAGACAACUCUGAAAAUACGGGACAAGACCCGUUACGUAUUGAUUCAAAACGGGAUGCGCUAUUUUAUUCUCAAAUACGGGACGAUUCCGUAUAUUAAGGGACGUGUGGCAAGUCGAACUCCCGAUUUCUACCUUGCCAAGUGUUUAGCACUGAUUGCCUAUACCUCACCUUCACAAUUUCACCACUUAGGUUUUCUUUCUCGUUCAAUUAGGAUAAAUCCUGCAUUCUGAUUUACAAGUUCCUUUUCCUUGAUUCGAAUAUCAUGGAUCGCGAAAGCUGCGGCAUGAAUGGCAGAGGUGGGCAUAACAGCGUCAGCGAAUCUGUCUCACUACCCUCUUUAAGGAUUAUAACAUUGGUAGAUUUGGAAUCUUUCACGGAGGACGAGGAUUUGGAUCCAGACUCAUUUGGCGACAACGCAGACUUAGAUGGACAGAACGAGGUUAUGGAGCAAGAGGAUCAAGACCGACUCUUGAAUUUUUGGCAGGAUGUUGGUAGAGGGCAUGCCAUCGAUAUACCUCAAGAUAUGGCCCAGCCAAUCCAGCAGCUUACCACUGACAUGGAAAACACACCUGUAAGGGAGAAGGUCCCCUUCACACUCGUCACCCAUGAGAAGUGUGACAAUGUACCGUAUGAAAAGCGUGUCUACCAGAGGGCCUUCUGGGCAUGUGUCACCAUGCAGAACGAUACGUACGAGCAGAGCAUCUGUGCUGGCUUCAUGAAGCUCAUGAGAUAUAUCUGCCAACAUAAUACACUAGGGAGUUACCUGGGUAUGACCGUGCCAAUAGUGACAGUGGUGCGGACAGACGAGACUCGGACCGCACUGUCCAGAGCUGUAACGGUGGCGUACCACCUGCCCUGUCAUCACCAGCACCAGCCCCCUAUACCUGCUGACCCUGACAUCACCAUAGAGACGUGGCCUGUCACUGUGGCAUACGCCAGGUCUUUCAGUGGUCCGACCAGCGAAAGCUCCAUCCUGAGGGAGAUCAAUGCCUUCUCUGAGGUAUUGGACCCUCUGGAGGUUUCUGUGAGUGAUUCUUUCAUUGUGGCUGGAUACACCAGCCUGGCUGCAACUCACAGACACAACGAAGUCUGGUUCUUGGAGCGCCUCUGAAGCCUGGAGGAUCUGUUCACCACACAAACAACUUGUAUCUGUGUGCUGGUUAUACACCAGUGAUCAAGUGGGUGCGUGCUAUAUGCUAUAAUAUUACAGCACAAUGACUCUCCUUUUUGCAUACAUAUUAAUCGUUUACAUACAUUUAUUCAGAUAGCAUUUUUAUCCAAACUGACAUACAUACUGGAAAACGAUGUACUUACGGUCCU